UUUUAAACACUCUCUAGGUAUCCAAUGAAAUCUACUAAAGCUUCCCCGCGCCUGACCCCUCGUCGCCCUAAUCCCUACUGUCUUUAAUUUGUCUUGGUUGCUACAUAGUAGUUGAUGAUUAAGAUCAGCACCCGGCGCCUUGCACCAAAUUUACCCCAUCUCGGGUAUUAUGAAUUACCUAAGCGCGCAGAGUUCGAGCUGGCCCGGAGAGCGUGACCCUUCUCAUCAGGAUGUCGCCUCGGCCAGUGAACGCCCUGAUCCCACUCUCCUAUCCGACUUUAAGAGAGCCUUGCUAGCUAGUAGCGAUGCGAUUGGAACAGAGAAACUCUUCCACAUGGACCUUAGGAACCAUAUUUAUACUCCGACGAAGAAGUACACGUACCCCGUAGCUCUCCUAUCACGCUUUCCGAGAUUGCCAGCAGAUGACCGUCUGUCCCAUUUAUCUCGGGCUUUUUAUAAUGGCUGUUUAGACCAUGUCUUCUUUAGACAACUUCCCGUGUCGGCCGUAGCCCGGGAACCACUUGCCCCGCCCUUACGAUUUGCUAUCGCUUGUCUUGGCUCGGUGUGUAGCGGUGGUGAUGCCGAAGAAGGUCGGAGCAUCUAUCAGGCUGGUGCAAGUCUCUGGCCAGUUAUGGUGGAAGUAGAUAAUGGGCUUGCCAGAUCAAUUGAAAUGCUUUUAGCGGCUGCUCUUCUCAUACCAUAUGGUGUACUAGCCGCUGAGGAACCUCUUCAGAGAAGAUCCGCGCUUAUUAUAUCUUCAUCUCUAACAAUUGCUCGUCGUAUGCAGUUGCAUAAUCCAGGACGGUUAGAUCCAGGCAUUCAACAGCGAAUAUUAUCAUAUAGUCCUAUGCUUUGGUUACUUUGGUUAUGGGACGUUCUGCAGGCCGUUCACUCAAACUUGUCCCUGAAUUUCUCGCCUGACGAAAUAUCGACGAAUAUGCCUUCCUCGAACAUUCCGUUUCAGGACGUCUACCGGAAUCUCCUACAGGGUCCUAGCGUAGAGGGUCAAACCCUUCUCUCGACAAUGGGCGCCAGUUCGAGGGAGCAAGCUAUCCUCCUACUUCUUGCUAUCCUCUCCGACUCUAUUACCCUACGUCGGACCCUUGGAAGCGCUGCCAAUGUCAUUAACUCGGUUCAAAUAACCUCGUAUAAACACAACCCUUUUGUCCCCCUUUCCGCCCAUACGGAACUCGAGCGUAUGCAAAGUCGGCUUUCUAAAGCACUGGAUCAAUGGUAUAUUAAUUUCAGUGGUUCCAUGAGCCCUGAUGUGAUAGCAUUCUUCCAUUACUGCAGACUAUAUCUCUCCUGUCCGGAAAUUUCCAGUCUUUCACGACUGGCCCAAUAUGAUAUAUCAUCGAACCAACACCAGAUCCUGGCUAGCGCUGCGGCUGCUACGAAUACUAUCGAUAUAUCGAGCCAGUCACUAGAUCAUGCCUGGGCCUUACUCGACGUCGUAGCCGCAUGCCAAAAAUCAGACGGAAUCUUGUGUCAAGCUUGGAUGCCAAUAAUUGUAUUCCACGCUGCCCUUGUGGUCUGGGCGAAAGUCAGCUUCAGUACAGGGGGCGACAGGGAUACAUACGGGAGUAGAAGGGUAUUGCUGGCAUUCAAGAUGGAGCUUGAGACUAUGCAUUGGCCAUGUUGCACCAAGAUGGCGAUGACUCUGCAGAGAUUAAUGUCUGCAUAAGUUAGUGAAAGGAUUGUAUUAACUACCUCCUAACCUAGAUACCUGUCGAACAAACCGCUAUACCACUAAAAGG
Daldinia vernicosa is the source of this 1757-nucleotide messenger RNA. RefSeq lists its product as uncharacterized. The transcript is spliced from 6 exons. The record is from RefSeq and is a predicted model, not a curated record. NCBI's taxonomy places the organism in Eukaryota, Fungi, Ascomycota, Sordariomycetes, Xylariales, Hypoxylaceae. The coding region runs from base 170 to 1684 and encodes 504 amino acids.